CCAGACUAUCGAAAAUGAAAGUAAAAUUUUAAUUUUUUGGAAAUAAUCAACAGUUUAACUACAAAUUUUGACGGAGAUUGAAAACUGCCUUAGCUUGAUUGCAAUUUACGACAAGACAGUUUUACCUUACACCAAUGGAUAACAGACGCAAAGAAAACCAAGAAAAAUUGACUAGUCAUAAUGGGGCAAAAAAUAAACAAUGGAAUCGUGGAUGCAAAGGCUUUAGUAGAAAGGAAGAUACGGAAAGCAAAGAACAACCAGAAGUUCACUAUAGUGGGAGAAGAGAUCAACCCUUGGAUCGCGGAUGCAAAGGCUUUAGUAGAAACGAAAACACGGAAAUCAAAGAACAAUCAGAAAGUCAUUAUAGUGGGAGAAAAGAUCAGCAAUGGGAUCGUGGAUCCAAAGGCUUUAGUAGUAACGCGACGAAGGAAAGCCGAGAUCAACCAGAAAGUCAUUAUAGUGGGCAUGGUGGGAGAAGUAAUCAACAUUGGGACCGUGGAUGCAAAGGCUUUAGUAGAUACGAGAACAUGGAGAGCCGAGAUCAACCAGAAGGUCAUUCUAGUGGGCAUGGCGGGAAAAGAGAUCACCAUUGGGACCGUGGAUGCAAGGGCUUUGGUAGAGCUGAUGACCAAAGAGAUCAUAGAUACAAUAACAGGAAUAGCAUUGGCAACAACUCUAGUAAGAAAUAUCAAAACAGCAGUAAUGAUGACCAUUCAGACAGGAAAUACAACGACAGAGGGAAAGGAACACAACAUGGAAAAUUUAAAUCCAGUUUUGGUGAAGGUGCUCGGAAAAUGGCACGACGUGAAGUGCAUGAACAAAAGUCAGAAUCGAAGAUGAAAGGCCAAAACUUAUAUCUUACAAUUAACAAUUUUAAAGGAAGUGAAGAUGAUUUGAAAAAGUUGUUAGAGAAGAUUACAAGCCGACAAUUUCCAAUUAGUGAUUUUAGAUAUGCUGAUCAAGCUGUACUGUGUACUGCAGAAAUGUUUAGCGCACGUCAGGUUAAAGAUGUAUUAAACGAACUUGUAUUUCAUAACAGAAAAUCAGACAUCAAAGUUAUUGCAAGACAAGAACAAUUGGGAAAUCAGAUUUCUAUAAAUACAUUGAUAUCGGAAUUCAAUGAAAAGAUGACGAGAGAGGCUAGUGAUUUCAUAUUGGAACACACAAGUCAGAUGCAGAAAAUUCAAGAAAGAAUAGAUCAAAAUGAAAGAGAAGAGAAUGAAUUAACGGAGAACUCUGAACUAAAAGAAGAAAUUCUAGCGCUUAAGUCCAAACUUCAAGAGAUGAAUUUACAGAAAACAGAAUUCAAAGGAUUCUUGAAAUGUACAAUUGACAAGUUAGAGAAAGUCAGCGAAUAUAGGAAAGUUGAAUUAGAACUUAAAGCGAUCUACCAGGGAUUUCAAGUCGAAUGCACAAGACUUAAACAUGCUCUACCAAUAUACGCCCGACGAUCUGAUAUUGUUUCAAUGAUUAAAGAUAAUCAAGUGUCAGUCUUGUUAGGUGAAACAGGAUCGGGAAAGAGUACACAAAUAGCUCAGUAUAUGUAUCAGACUGGAAUGGCAAAUACAAGGUUGAUAGUAUGUACCCAACCCCGCAAGAUUGCAGCUAUUAGUCUUGCAACACACGUGGCACGUGAAAUGGGAACAUCAGUGGGACAACUAGUUGGAUACAAAGUAGGUAUGCAAAUUAAGCAGACGCGUAAUACGAAGAUUAUUUAUAUGACGGAUCAUAUGCUGUUAAAUGAAUGUCUGAGAGAUAAGAAUUUCUCUGCCUAUGCAUGUAUCAUUGUAGACGAGGCCCAUGAAAGGAGCAUUUAUACCGACCUCCUUUUGGGUAUGAUAAAAAAGAGCACAAAGACAAGACCAGAUCUUAGAGUGGUCGUAACCUCUGCAACUAUAGAUCCUGCAGUGUUUGUGAGCUACUUCGGAACCUGUCCAGUACUAUCGGUAUCUGGUCGAAUGUUUCCAGUUGAUGUUGUGUGGACAGAGGAUGAAUCAUCUUUUGAAAAUCACGAACAAGCAGCAUUAGACAAAACUAUUGAAGUUCAUCAUAAUGAACAACAAGGGGACAUUCUUACAUUUCUAACUUCUCCAUUAGAGGUGGAAAGAUGCUGUGUUGCUUUGGAAAAUACAUUAGAUUCGGAUACAGACUUUAUUUGUUUACCCCUCCACGGACGUUUACAAGCAAAUGAACAACAGAAGGUAUUUGACCCAUCUCCGAAAGGCAAAAGGAAAAUUGUGUUUGCCACAAACAGUGCAGAAACAUCUAUAACUAUUCCAGGAAUAAAGUACGUCAUAGAUACAGGUGUGGCUAAGGAAAUGCAGUUUGAUCCAAAUCGAAACAUAAACAUGCUUCUUGUUAAAACAAUAACACAGAGUUCAGCAAAUCAGAGAAAGGGCCGUGCUGGCAGAACUGAUGCCGGGAAGUGUUUUAGGUUGUAUUCAUCAGAAACGUAUGCUAAAAUGGAACGUAAUUCUCGACCGGAAAUACUUCGGGUUCAUUUAGGACAUGCGCUACUGAAACUUAUGGAGCUUGGUGUUGUUCCUUUAGAGUUUGAUUUCGUACAAAGCCCAUCACGUGAACUAUUGGAUGCUGCAAUGGAAACACUAGAAUCGGUUGGUGCCGUCGUUAACAGAAAGAUAACAGAAUUAGGAAAAUGGAUUGCAAAAUUGCCAAUUGAUCCAAAAUUCGGUAAAUUCAUUCAUGACGCUAUUAACGAUGGAAUAGUUAUAGAGGCUAUUAUUCUUUCUGCUUGCUGUACAGCAGGAGGUUCUAUAUUUUAUCGCUCUGGAACAGACGAAGAGAAAAGUUUAGCGGACAAACGGAAAAUAAGAUUUUGUCAUGAAGGAGGGGAUCUCAUGACAAUGAUGAAUGUGUUCAGAGAAUGGCAUGAACAACCAGAAAAAAUGAAGGGUGUCUGGUGUACAGAUAAUUCUAUUAACGGGAAGGCCAUUCGUGGAGUACGAGAUACAGUGAAUGAGGUUUUAAAUGUUUUGCGAAGGGAUCAAGGAACGAAGCAUAAAUUUCAACUAAAAUCACCAGCAGAUGUUGAUACUAAAUUGCAAAAAAUGUUGUUUAAAACUUUCAGUCGAAAUCUCUGUCAUUUUCUUGGACACGAUAAAGCAGGAUAUCUGGUUGUAAAUAAAUAUCAACAUGUGAAAGUGUUUCCUGGGUCAUCAUUGAAAUCAUUGGGACUGCUGCCAGAUUGGAUUGUUAUAGAACAGGUUUUGAAAACAUCAAAUGACUUUGCCAUUAAUAUAACUAUUGUACCUGACGAAUGGAUUUAUGAAGCGAUGAAGGAAAGAAUGAUGCAGUUAGACUUGGACAGCUUGAGGGAACGAAGAGUCGAACAAGUUGCAGUAUUCAACGUUGGCGAACAAGUAUUUAGAGAGUUUGUUGGAGUCAAAUAUGCAAAAAAGCGAGAAUUGGAAAAUCAAAUCAAGGAAAGUGGCAAAGAGUUAUUAGUUUUUCUUGAUACAUCAAAACAACUAGGGGAGAUAAGUCUAUAUUCGCACGAUAGAAAACAUGCUACAGAAUUUGAAACCAUCAUCAAAGACAGGGUGGAACAUCUGCGAAAACAAUUCAAGUACGAAAAGAGUGAACAAUUUUUGUCUUCUGCACAGAUCGGGGUUCGAGUAGUUAUUGAAACUGGUAUGGAUAUAGUGGAUGUCUUAAUGGCAGAUGAAUAUACGACUUUAUUCAUUACAGGAAUACCAAAGUUUAUCGAGGAAAAGUCAGAGGAAGAUAUGAUAAAAACUUUUGAAAAAUUUGGCAAAAUUGUUAAGGUAGAAAAAUUUAGGAAAAGCAGAAAUAAAAAUAAUUGGGGUAGAAUUACAUUUGAGAAUAAGGAAUGUGCUAAACAAGCUGUGGUAGAAAUGAAGGAAUCCCUGAAUAUAGGAGCACGACCAAAUACCGGUUUUCAGAGCGCAGACAUUCGUGGAUUUCGCACCAAGCUACAGUGGUGUAGACGACCAUCAAAAGGUUUUGGAUUUGUAAAAUUCAAAGAUCCAACAAAUGCCACGAUAGCAAUGCUCACACCAAUACAUGUUGGUGGUUCAGUUGUCAACGUACAAUAUAGCAAAAAUGGAAGCGAUGAACUUCAUGUCAGCAAUCUCAAUCGUCUGGUCAAUGAGGAUGUUCUGCGUCAUGGGUUUAUGGAUGCCUUAGAUCUUGAUAUGAGUGACAUUGAACGUGUGCAAAUCAUUAGACAAAAGUUGAACACAUCAAAAGACAUAUUAGACACUUUCCGACAGCGCCUUCGUAGACAAGUGGAAAAGUAUGUACAUGAAGGCACUUAUGAACUUGAUAUGAGACCACCUAGGGACUCUGACUUCAAUUUUAGGGCCUUUAUCGCCUUUUCAAAACCAGAGGAAGGUAUUGCUGCAUGCGCAGGUAUUGAUCAUAGUUUUGCUAUGCGUGACCAAGUCGUCACAAUGGAAGUCGACAUAAAAACGUCCAUUAUGAUUCAGAAGCUUGUCUACAAUAAGUACAAAGAAACUGUUGAUUCCCUUGUAGAAACAUUACAAAAAACUGAGCCAGUAAAUAUUCAACAGAAAGAGUUACGAAAUGGCAACAUUAUCAUUAAUUUACAUUCUGAUAGUGUGGAAUCUAUAAUGAAAGUCAAGAGUGAUAUUCUGGGUAUUAUAAAAGGGAGAGUUCUAGAUGUUGAAACGCAUACAAAUAUAAACAGACUGUUCACCUGGGAUGGUAAAGAAUGGUUGAAGACCGUGAUGGAAAAGACUGACACAACUAUAGUUGUAGAUGAAAGGAUUUUGUCCGUGUCCGUUCACGGAGAAAAAGAAAAGCAAAAGAGCGCUAUCGAUAUGAUGGAAGUUUAUUUACAGAAAUUAAAGACCAGCAAGUCUAAAACUUUAUCGUUAAAAGGAGAUGAUAAGCCUCCUGGAUUAAUGACAGAGUUGAUGCUGCGCUUUGAAUUCGACUUUAAAAAGCUGGUGCAGGAGUCGGGACUAAAAUGCAUCGAACUUAAUCAUCGAGUGCAUCUGAUAACACUGAUUGGAGAAGACCGGUCUAUAGAAGAUGGCGGUGUAAUCAUAAAUAGUGUUAUAGAAUCGAUGAUCAAAAAUCGUAAGGAAUGCAAAUUACAGCGAACACAAACACGUGAUUGUGUUGUAUGCUUUUGUCCAAUAGAAGAAGGAGAAAUAUACAGAUUGGAAGUGUGUGGUCAUCCAUAUUGCAAAGACUGUGUCGAGCUUCAGUUUAUAUUAAGCGUUAGGAAUAAUACAUUUCCGCUUUCGUGCAGUGGUGAAGGAUGUACCGAAUUAUUAGCAUGGAAAGAUAUAUCUAAUUUGUCCUUAAAAACAGCAGUUCCAGUAAACGAUGUAGUGAAGAAAGCUACCAGCUCAUUUGUAUCGAAGCACAGGAAGGAUUACAAAUAUUGUCCAACACCAGACUGUCCCCUUAUUUACCGCGUGACAGACAAGGAAUGUCUCUUUUGCUGCACAGAAUGCGAGAUUCGUAUUUGUACAGCAUGUCAUAAUCAAUUUCACGACGGCCUUACGUGUGCAAUGGUCGAGAGCAUGAAGAAAGAUGGUGGGGGUUUGAACCUCUGGAUGAUGCAAAACAUUGGAAGAGCAAAGUAUUGUCCAAGCUGUUCGACUCCUAUUGAGAAAAUUGAUGGAUGCAACUACUUGGUUUGUGCCGGAUGCAAUUCACACAUCUGCUGGGCUUGUUCUGCUUACUUCGAAUCAGAUACAGAAUGCUAUGGGCAUAUGGACAGAGAACAUGGCAGUUUUGUUUAAAGUAAUACUAAUUAUAAUUCAGAAUUCUUUGGGCAUGAUAAAAAUAUGCAAGGCAAUUUAUUUAGGGAAAACUAUAAUUGAUAAUUGAUAAUUCUGAACGCUUUUGAAAUCUUGAAAGAGAGAAUUGUAGAAACCACGCUAACGUCUGUUUUCGUUAAGAUUUUAAUUGUAGUCUUGGUAUCUUCACUAUUGAUUUAUUUGUAUUAUAAUGCUUACAUACUUUUAUAUGGAACAUGAAUAAUUAUAAAGUAGAGUUAAAAAACCUU
Mytilus trossulus (common blue mussel) is the source of this 6025-nucleotide messenger RNA. RefSeq lists its product as uncharacterized. The record is from RefSeq and is a predicted model, not a curated record. Gene Ontology annotation, molecular function: RNA binding; helicase activity; ATP binding. Bases 135 to 5759 code for a protein of 1874 amino acids. NCBI's taxonomy places the organism in Eukaryota, Metazoa, Mollusca, Bivalvia, Mytilida, Mytilidae. The transcript is spliced from 2 exons. Gene Ontology annotation, cellular component: intracellular anatomical structure.